AUGGCUGAAAUGGCCCUUUUGCUCGAGGAGUUACAGGCUCACCCUCAGGACUUGUUCUGCUUUGUGGAAGAAGCCAUCCUGCCCACCAAGCUGCCCUUCCGCAUUUCUGGUGAUGGCCGACUCGACCCGCGUCCCGACUGGCACCUCAACAUUGGCUUUCUUUUCAACGCAGCCGGCACCGUCAUGUGUCCGCCGCUGGUAAUGUUUCGCCUUGAAGACGAGCUUGCGCAGGGCAUAGAAAACCCGGCCGAACCAAUGGCUACACCUGAUUACGACCGCUGUGACACCCCUCUCGAAAAUGGAGGUUCCCGCUCGCCUCCUAUCAGCAUUGGUGAUGACGAAGGGGAGUACCCGCUGACACUGAAGGAUGAUGCGGCUGACGAGGAGAUGCAAGAGCCAGAGCUGGGGUAG
This is a messenger RNA of Closterium sp. Naga37s-1, 411 nucleotides long. The record is from the annotation of a GenBank genome assembly. NCBI's taxonomy places the organism in Eukaryota, Viridiplantae, Streptophyta, Zygnematophyceae, Desmidiales, Closteriaceae.